Molecule: messenger RNA, 2006 nt
Organism: Fonticula alba
Lineage: Eukaryota; Rotosphaerida; Fonticulaceae
Exons: 7
Coding region: 17-1873 (618 amino acids)
Biological process (GO): glycerophospholipid catabolic process
Molecular function (GO): phosphoric diester hydrolase activity
Source: RefSeq, a predicted model, not a curated record
GUCGGCCAAUGACCAAAUGCUCCCUCUAUCCGAGGGGCAGGCCGAGCUUCGCGUUCGCUUCGGCGUUCGCGACACGAACCCGAUCGAGCUGCUGGCCGCUGGACUCCCGAAUGGCGCCGACACCUCGGCCCUCUCGGUCAAAAUGAGCGUCUUCUCGGCGGGCGAAGCCAACGCGCCGGCGGCACUCCUUCCGCAGAUCAACAUUUGCAACUAUGGCGCCCUCUCCGACAGCCAGUGCGACAAGUACCUGGCACUGCUGGAGGCUCUUGGCCCCCAGCCCCCCUCGGCCAGGACCCCGGUCGGGCCGUUCCCCUCCUUCGUGCCGACCAUCCAGCCGGAGUUCGGCGUCCCCUGGUCGGCCGGCGACAGCUUCGAGUUCACACUCCGGCUUCAGGAGGCCGCCCUGAAGCAGGUGUUCAUGUGUUUCGAGAUCUUCUCCGCCCCGAGCGGGCCCGAGGGCAGCACCUCGCCGGUGCCCAUGCUGCUGGCCUCGGCCACCGUCACCCCCGGGCAGUUUGCCGGCAAGUCGGCCGACAUCAUCGAGGCGGCCCUCCUUUCGGCUGGCUGCCCUUCGCGGCCGGCCGGGCGCCUGCGGGCGGAUGUCCUCAUUGGCCGGGCGCUCCCGGCGUCCGUUCUGGCCCUGGCCGCCUCGGCCACGAUCCCCUCGCCCGGCAUGCAGGCGGACUUCCCCUUUACCAGCCUCCCCUCGACGGCGGGGUCCUCGGCCGACGAGCUGGCCGGGGUCACCCUGCCGGCUCCAACCUACGGGCCAGUCAGCGGGCUGGGGGCCCGGCGGGUGGGGCACCGGGGGGCCGGCGCAUCCGAUCGCAAUGUCAGCCCCUCGCCGGCCUGGCUGUCUCCCCUGCGAGAGAACACCCUCCUGUCUCUUUUGCGCGCAUCGCGCAACGGCGCCGAUGGCGUGGAAUUCGAUGUGCUCCUGAGCAAGUGCAAGCAGGUGGUCGUUUACCACAACACUGAUGCUCGCGUGCGUGGCACCGUGCGCUCCGAUGGCGAUGCCGGUGCCCAGGGCUUCGAGGAUGUGGUCAUCAAUCUGAACCAGAUGUCCACCAAGCAGCUGCGUUCCCUGCACCUGGGCCUGACUGGCGAGGUCCCCGGGGCGGAUGGCCAGCCGGCGGACCUCGGCGGCGAUCCGGGCUUCGAGUGCAUGUCCACCGAGCCGGGUCACGGCCGCGCGGCCGGCACUGUCUGCCCCAUCAACCAGGACCCCAAUGCCAGCGGCGUGGCCACUGCCUCCGGUCAAGCCAGCACCACCCCAUGUGUCCCGGCCCCCGGCUACAUGCCGUCUCUGCAGCAGCUUUUCGACACUCUCCCGCCCGGGCUGAUGUUCAACAUCGAGAUCAAGUUCCCCACGCCGGCCAUUGUCCCGGAUGAGGUGAACACCUUCGACCAGUGGGCCGAUCGCAAUUUCAUGCUGGACGAGAUCCUGCGCGUGGCCCUGGCCCCGCAGCCCAUCUGUGCCCGGCCGAUCGUCAUCUCCAGCUUCGACCCCGAGAUUUGCUACCUCGCUCGUCUCAAGCAGUCGGCCAUUCCGGUGAUCUUCCUGACCACCGGCGGGCAUCCUGUGUACGGGGCAUAUGGCGAUGUUCGGUCCAUGUCAGUUGCGGCGGCCAUCUCCUUUGCGCGGGUUGCGCGCCUGCAUGGGGUCUGCUCUUUCACCGCGCCGCUGGUCGAGCAGCCGGAGCUCAUUACUUUGGUCAAGAAAUUUGGCCUGAGCCUCUUCACGUGGGGCUCGCACAACAACGACGCCAAGGAGGCUACCAAGGCCCGUUCCCUCGGUGUGGACGGCAUCAUCUCGGACCUCUUCCACCUGCCACAGGCGCCCACUGGCGAGGCGACCCUGGGUGACCAGUGAGAUCGCGCGGUACACAUCAUGUGCGGGGGGUGGUGGAGGAGGGCCCGAGCAGCAUGGUAAAGACGCGGCAGGGGGGCGGGGGGAAGGGGAGUAUGCAUCCCUUCCCCUCUCCCUCUCCCUCUCCCUCCCCGCC